AGAAAACCACGCUUCCCUUGAAGAAGGGCUUUGCGUUUUGCAGUGCCCAACAAAGCAGUAGGCACUAAUUCCCGCCAAAGAGCGCCGAUUGCACGAGACUUCCCGGGAAAAUUCCCUGAAUUCCCGCUUAGUUUAAACCCUUAAACGCAGUGACAACAACUCAUCAAUGAAUCUCUCUUCUCCAUAGCUCGACAUUCUCAAUAAUCACGCUCUCGUUUCCUCCCUGUGAACUGUAAACUGCGAAGACUUCGGAGCCAUCUGUCGAUAGGCACAGAGAUUCUCAAAUGGCGCCGUCGCGUCGACAGAGCAACGGCCGAUCUUCUUUGGUUAACCAACAGCGCCAAAUCACGGCUUUCUUCUCUAAAUCUGCGACUCCAUCGCCUUCUCCAUCCCCCGUCAUCUCCAAACAAACCUCAAAAUUGAACCCUAAGCCUAACCCUAGCCCUACCCGGAGUCCUAGCCCUCACCCCGCCACUCCUUCUCCCGUCCAAUCGAAACCUAAGAAACCUCUAUUAGUCGUUGGUGGCACUACUCUUGCACCGAACAUGUCGUACGGAGAAGAGGUUGUCGACAAGAGGAUCAAGGUUUACUGGCCCUUGGACAAAGUGUGGUACGAAGGUUUGGUGAAGUCUUUUGAUGAGGAGUCUGGCAAGCACUUGGUUCAAUAUGAAGAUGCUGAGGAGGAAUUGUUGGAUUUGCGGAAGGAGAAGAUCCAGUGGAUUGAGGAUAGUGCCAAGAGAUUGAAGAGGUUGCGAAGGGGAUCUUCUUUGGCUUGUGAAAAGAAGUUGUUACUUGAAGAAGAAGAGGAGCAGGUGGUUGGGGAUUUGGAGGAUAAGAGCGAUGAUUCUAGUGAUGAAGAUUGGGGAAAGAAGAAUGCAGAGAAGGAGCUCAGUAAGAAUGAUGACGAUGAUACGGAUUUGAUUGAUGAGGAGGAUGAGAUAGAGGUAAAGAAAUCGAGAAAGCGGAAGGUGAGUGGGGAUGAAAAAUUGGUAUACGGGAAGAAGAGCAAGAGUAAUGGAAUAGCAAGUAAGGGAGGGCUUAAGGUUUCGGGUGUGGAGCCGGUAAACAAUGCUGAGAAUGGGAAGGCAUCUAAUGGUUUUGUGGAUGAUGCUACAGAAAGGUUUGGCAUACGUGAAGCUACAAAGUUCCGCUUCCUCGAGAUAGACCGAAGAGAUGCAAAUAGAAGACGGCCUGGGGAUGAAAAUUAUGAUCCAAAGACUUUAUAUCUUCCUUCUGAUUUCUUAAAAAAAUUAUCAGGUGGCCAGAGACAAUGGUGGGACUUUAAGUCAAAGCAUAUGGACAAGGUUCUCUUUUUCAAGAUGGGCAAAUUUUAUGAACUUUUCGAAAUGGAUGCACACAUUGGAGCAAAGGAACUUGAUUUGCAGUAUAUGAAGGGAGAACAACCUCAUUGCGGCUUUCCAGAGAGAAACUUUUCAAUGAAUGUGGAGAAAUUGGCUAGAAAGGGUUAUAGAGUUCUUGUCAUUGAGCAAACAGAAACACCAGAACAGCUGGAACUUCGUCGGAAAGAGAAGGGUUCUAAAGAUAAGGUGGUGAAACGCGAAAUAUGUGCUGUGGUUACGAAAGGAACAUUAGCUGAGGGAGAGUUGACGUCUGCAAACCCUGAUGCAUCUUACUUAAUCACGGUGACUGAAAGCUUUCAAAGUUUAAGAAACCAAGGCGGGGAGAAAAUUUUUGGUGUUUGUGCGGUUGAUGCCGCUACGAGCAAGGUAGUUCUGGGACAGUUCAGGGAUGAUUCAGAGUGCAGUUCCUUGUGUUGCCUAUUAUCUCAGUUAAGGCCUGUCGAAAUAAUAAAGCCUGCUAAGAUGCUUAGUCCGGAAACUGAUAAAGCAAUCGUCAGACACUCAAGAAACCCCCUUGUGAAUGAGUUAGCCCCGGUUGUGGAAUUCUGGGAUGCAGAGAAAACUGUUCACGAGAUUAAAACGCUCUACAAGCGUAUCUCUGUUCAACCAGCUUCUGGAUCUUUAGUUGAAUCAGAUUCAUGUUCUAUGGAUAUGCAUACGGAGGAACCAUUAGACCACCUGCCAGACAUUUUGUUAGAGCUAAUUAGUGCUGGCGAGGAUGGGACCUUAGCACUCUCAGCCCUUGGAGGAACUCUCUAUUACUUGAGACAGGCUUUUCUGGAUGAGACACUGCUUAGAUUUGCAAAGUUUGAAUCACUUCCGUGCUGCAAUUUCAGAGAUAUUGCCCAAAAACCAUGUAUGAUUCUUGAUGCUGCUGCCCUGGAGAACCUUGAGAUUUUUGAGAACAGCAGAAAUGGUGAUCCUUCUGGGACGCUGUAUGCACAACUGAACCAUUGCGUGACAGCAUUUGGGAAAAGGUUGCUAAAGACAUGGUUGGCAACACCUUUAUAUCAUUUGGAAUCAAUAAGGGAACGCCAGGAUGCAGUAGCUGGUCUUCGAGGGGUAAACCAAGCCUAUGCACUUGAAUUUCGAAAGGCAUUGUCCAGGCUUCCAGAUAUGGAGCGGUUGCUUGCAAAAAUCUUUGCUGGAUGUGAAGCUAAUGGUAGAAAUGCAAACAAAGUAAUUUUAUACGAGGAUGCUGCAAAGAAACGACUUCAAGAGUUCAUAUCAGCUCUGCGUGGCUGUGAAUUAAUGGCUCAAGCAUGCGGUUCACUUGUUGUAAUUUUGGAAAAUUCUGAUUCUGAACAACUAAAGAAUUUAUUAACGCCUGGUAAGGGUUUUCCUGAUAUACUUCCAAAUCUUAGACAUUUCAAGGACGCCUUUGAUUGGGGUGAGGCUAAUAGUGCUGGACGUAUUAUACCUCACGAAGGAGUUGAUAUUGAGUAUGACUCUGCAUGUAGAAAAGUUAGGGAGAUUGAGUUUAGUUUGACAGAAAAUCUGAAACAACAAAGGGAAUUACUUGGAGAUUCAUCGGUCUCUUAUGUCACUGUUGGAAAGGAGACAUAUCUAUUAGAAUUGCCUGAGAGUUUACGCGGUUCUGUUCCUCGGGAUUAUGAGUUACGCUCAUCCAAAAAAGGAUUUUUCAGGUACUGGACACCAAAUAUCAAGAAGCUAUUGGGAGAGCUAUCACAAGCUGAAUCUGAAAAGGAGUCCUCGUUGAAGAGCAUUUUGCAGAGACUAGUUAGAAGUUUCUGUAAGCAUCAUGAAAAGUGGAGGCAACUGGUUUCUACUACUGCAGAACUGGAUGUUUUGAUCAGUAUAGCUAUUGCAAGUGACUUUUAUGAAGGACCAACGUGCCGUCCUAUUAUUUUAGACUCAUCAGGAUCAAAAGAAGUGCCAAAGCUUUUUGCUAGAGGUUUAGGGCAUCCUGUUCUUAAAAGUGAUUCUUUAGGCAAGGGUGCAUUUGUCCCAAAUGACAUAUCUCUUGGUGGUUCGGGUCAUGCCAGCUUUAUUCUUCUUACUGGUCCUAAUAUGGGUGGAAAGUCAACUCUUCUUCGCCAAGUUUGCUUGGCCGUUAUUUUGGCCCAGAUGGGAGCGGAUGUCCCUGCAGAAAGCUUUGAGCUGUCACCUGUUGACCGAAUUUUUGUACGGAUGGGUGCCAAAGAUCAUAUUAUGUCUGGGCAAAGUACAUUUUUAACCGAACUUUCAGAAACUUCUUUAAUGCUGUCAUCCGCAACAUGUAAUUCAUUGGUGACACUGGAUGAACUUGGACGUGGGACGUCAACUUCAGAUGGACAAGCCAUUGCGGAAUCAGUCCUUGAUCAUUUUGUUCAUAAGGUGCAGUGUCGAGGAAUGUUUUCAACUCACUAUCAUCGCUUAGCGUUGGACUACCAGAAAGAUCCUAAUGUUUCACUCUGUCAUAUGGCUUGCCAAGUUGGGAGUGGAGAUACAGGUGUGGAAGAAGUUACAUUUCUUUAUAGGUUGACUCCUGGUGCAUGCCCUAAAAGCUACGGUGUUAAUGUUGCACGGCUAGCUGGACUUCCGGACUCUGUACUUCAAAAGGCUGCCGAUAAGUCUAGAGAAUUUGAGGCAUUAUAUGGUAGAAGUGGGGAGGUUUCUAAAGAUCGCUUGCUCAUGCAAAGUUGUUGUGAUGAGAUAGUAGUUUUCAGCCAAAAAUUAAACAAUUUUAUGUCGAACUUGAGUUGCAAGUCCGCUGAGAAGAUUGACAUGGCCUGCUUGACUACACUCCAGCAUAGAGCCAGGAUGAUUUUGCAACCGGAUUGAAGUUAUGGACCUCUAUCUUUCGAAUUUCAGUGAGAAGGCAUAUUAUGAUGGCGUUCACUGAGGUAUUUGGGUAACUUGUUUUCAUAAUCCAGCCAAAGGGUAGCUGAAGUUUUUCCACUGGAGAAUUGCUUUUAUUCCUGACAACCUUCCCGAUUUCUCUAUCAGAGCAUUCGCUGUAAAUAGAUACGACGAUCACAUCUUGCCUGAUUAGAUUGCUGGUAAUCCUAAUUUUUUGUAAGUUGCACUGACAAACCUUUUGUGCAUAGUAAUUACAUUUUGGAGAAAACUUAGGCGAUGUUUGCUUGUUGGAAAAUAAUUGAUUUUGCUCUGGAGCCAUAUA
Messenger RNA from Tripterygium wilfordii, 4485 nucleotides. Its product is annotated as DNA mismatch repair protein MSH6-like. The transcript has 21 exons. Gene Ontology annotation, cellular component: nucleus. Gene Ontology annotation, molecular function: mismatched DNA binding; ATP-dependent DNA damage sensor activity; ATP binding. NCBI's taxonomy places the organism in Eukaryota, Viridiplantae, Streptophyta, Magnoliopsida, Celastrales, Celastraceae. The coding region runs from base 285 to 4145 and encodes 1286 amino acids. The record is from RefSeq and is a predicted model, not a curated record. Gene Ontology annotation, biological process: mismatch repair.